UAUCUAUUGACCAAAUGCUUAUAAGCUACUACCCCAGGCCUUCAUAGAUGGGCGAAGGACCUGAGGAUGUAACAUACAUCCCUUGCUUCCAUGGUAAAACCGAGGCUUCGCCCUGAUUUGUCUUUGAGCGUUGAGGAUCAGAACGAGCCGCCGAAGUGGCGCCCACGGGGCCGGUAUUUGGGAGAUCAGUGUCCACAUAAACACAAUGAGUCUAGGCAUCGUCUAUUUACCUUUCCCGACCUCGGCCGGAUUAUGGCACCAUCAGUGAUUCUCCCAAUGAAUCUACUACCGACGAGUCAGGAACUUAAUCCCUGGGCUUUGAUUGGCGCACAGCACUUGGUUAUCCUAGGUUUUAGCCUAGGACCACAAAUGAUCACUCGUGCAGCCCCAAUGCCAAUUCAGUUGUGCUAUGCCCGGAUAAACGAACAAACCCUCUUUUACUCAAAGAAGUUCGUGAGUACUAAAUGUGAAACGAAACGGCUAAUGGGUACUUGGGUCCAGGGGUCCGUCCACUUUAGGAGACCAACCGAUCACGACUGAUAAUUUGUCCUUCUCUUUAACAUACUUCAUACGUUCUAGCCUAUGGAGGUUCGUGUUUGACGCUCGGUUGGCCUUCACUCCUUUUGUCCUGCUCUCCGCGUCCCCUUUCUGAAAAGAGGAAGGGAGGCGGUCAUCAGCCGCG
Molecule: messenger RNA, 682 nt
Organism: Aspergillus sclerotioniger CBS 115572
Lineage: Eukaryota; Fungi; Ascomycota; Eurotiomycetes; Eurotiales; Aspergillaceae
Exons: 3
Coding region: 91-540 (149 amino acids)
Source: RefSeq, a predicted model, not a curated record